Acaulospora morrowiae is the source of this 156-nucleotide messenger RNA. Lineage: Eukaryota; Fungi; Glomeromycota; Glomeromycetes; Diversisporales; Acaulosporaceae. The record is from the annotation of a GenBank genome assembly.
AUGUCUCUUGUUGUGGGCUGGGAUCAUUUAACAAUUGGGUAUCACAGUGAUUAUGGAUUGGUAUUUCUUGAGAUAGGCAUCGGAGGAAAUCCAUAUGGACUUUUGAACUGUUUGGAUGACACUAUCGGAUACUGUUUGAAUUAUUAUGAUGACACC